This is a messenger RNA of Misgurnus anguillicaudatus (oriental weatherfish), 4145 nucleotides long. RefSeq names its product solute carrier organic anion transporter family, member 1C1 (gene slco1c1). Gene Ontology annotation, molecular function: protein binding. NCBI's taxonomy places the organism in Eukaryota, Metazoa, Chordata, Actinopteri, Cypriniformes, Cobitidae. The record is from RefSeq and is a predicted model, not a curated record. Gene Ontology annotation, biological process: transmembrane transport; sodium-independent organic anion transport. Gene Ontology annotation, cellular component: basolateral plasma membrane.
GGAAUUAUGAUAUCGUCUCGUUAAAAUAAAGUGCGAGCAGAUGAUGCGUGCGCGCAUUUUCGCAGGAUCUGAUCUAUCCAUACGCGCUGCGCGCUCGUCACGUGUUUCAGCUCAAUCAAUCCAGCAGCAGAAGAAACUGUUUCAGUUCUCAGCGAAGGCUCGUGGAAACCUACAGGAUUGACGUUAAAAAGAUCAAACUACGCCGAAAGCAAAAAGACGAGUGGAUACAAGUGGGAGUGUUAGAAAACACCUCGCGACCAAGUGCCUUUCCUCUUCUCCAGCAACCCGUGGGAACUUUAUUUCCAUGAAAACCAGACACAUCUGCUCGAUACGCACUCAUACUGGAUCACAGGCGACACUUACAUAUCCAUAGAUUGUAUAACAGCCAAGAGACGCAGACGCACAGCAGUGGAUUUCUUUAAGGGUUUGUGGUGAUACAUGCCAAGGAAUAUCACGGAUACGUCACCCAAAGAAACAAAAGUAUUUUGUUUGAAGGAUGGACCUGCCAAACAAGGAGAGACCAUCACCGGAAAACGGGCCGAAAUCUGCUAGAGGAGGGAGACAGUGUUGCUCGAGUCUAAAGAAGUUCCUCAUGGCCUUGUCUUUUGCCUAUUUCGCCAAGGCAUUAUCCGGGAGCUAUAUGAAAAGCACAAUAACUCAGCUGGAAAGACGCUUCGACAUCCCCAGUUACUUAAUAGGUGUCAUUGAUGGCAGCUUUGAAAUAGGUAACUUGUUGGUGAUCGCCUUUGUGAGUUACUUCGGUGCCAAACUUCACCGUCCGAAGAUCAUUGCCAUUGGCUGCCUGCUGAUGUCAAUAGGAACUUUUCUAAUCGCCUUGCCCCAUUUCAUUAUUGGACGAUACAAGUUUGAAACAUCAAUUAGAUCAUCAGUGAAUUCGAGCAGUAAUCUGUCUCCAUGUCCUGCCGGCGAUCUGUCCACAGGUCCCAGCACCUCUUCAAUACCCAACCCAGGUUGCGAACACGAGUCCAGGUUAUCCAUGUGGAUAUAUGUUUUUCUGGGGAAUAUCUUACGUGGAAUUGGUGAGACCCCUGUGCAGCCUCUGGGAAUUUCGUACAUCGAUGACUACGCUCUGGAAGAAAAUGCAGCUUUCUACAUUGGAUGCGUCCAGACGAUAUCGGUCAUAGGUCCGGUGUUUGGGUAUCUACUGGGGUCUGUAUGUGCCAAGAUAUAUGUCGACAUUGGAUUUGUCAACAUGGAGAGCAUAAGCAUCACUCCAGGAGAUGCACGCUGGGUAGGCGCCUGGUGGUUGGGAUAUCUUAUCGCAGGACUCAUCACCCUCUUCUCAGCCGUGCCGUUCUGGUUCCUACCCAAAUCUUUACCCAUGCCGGAGAGACCGCUUGCCAAGUAUUCUCCUGAGAGGACCAGCUUCAUCAAAAACUCAAAACUGAUGGAGCACAAGUACCAGGCAGAUGAACCCACAAACUUCCUGGAAAUGGCCAAAGACUUUCUGCCAACGCUGAGAUCCCUGUUGGGAAACCCGGUUUAUUUUUUAUAUCUGUGUGUCACUAUCAUCCAGUUCAACUCUUUGAUCGGCAUGGUGACAUACAAGCCAAAAUACAUAGAGCAACACUACGCACAGUCAGCAUCUAAAGCGAAUUUCCUCAUGGGAGCGAUUAAUAUCCCAGCUGUAGCAUUGGGUAUGUUCUCAGGAGGAGUGAUCAUGAAGAAGUUCAAGCUGAGCAUCAUGGGAGCAGCCAAGUUUGCACUGGGAACGUCUCUCUUGGGUUAUUUCCUGUCGCUUUUCUUCUUCGCUAUGGGAUGUGAGAAUGCCAGUGUGGCCGGAAUCACUGUGUCAUACAACGGGACUGACCGUAUUUACAAAGAAGACGCUUCUCUGUUUGCGCGCUGUAACGCUAACUGUCAGUGUCCUGAAACACAUUGGGACCCUGUGUGCGGUGAGAACGGCCUCACGUAUGUCUCGCCCUGUUUGGCUGGAUGCCGGGCGUCCCGCGGAUCUGGAAUGGACACGGUGUUCCAGCAGUGCAGUUGUAUAACAGUCGGGAAUCAAACAGCCAGCGCCGGUCAGUGUAAUAACAGAGAUAGCUGCCAGCGAGUCUUCCCGUACUUCCUGGCCCUGUCCGUCAUCACUUCCUUUAUCAUCUCACUGGGCGGAACGCCAGGAUACAUGCUGCUUAUCAGAUGCAUCAAGCCCCAGCUGAAGUCUUUAGCUUUGGGUUUUCACACAUUGGCAACAAGAACUCUGGCUGGAAUUCCAGCUCCCAUAUACUUUGGAGCCCUCAUAGACACCACCUGUCUGAAAUGGGGUCACAAGAAAUGUGGAGGUAAAGGAGCCUGUCGAAUCUACAACACUACGGCUUACAGGAUAGCAUAUCUGGGCCUGACAUUCGGGUUACGGACCGCUUCCUUCUUUCUCUGCGUGUUGGGUCUGGUGGUGUUGCAACGACACGUUCAGAAGCAAGAGCGCAGCACGCUCACAAACGGAGGCACGGCCGCUGCGGCCGGUGAACUGCAGGCUCUUAGGAAAGACGAAAGCAACGGAUCUAACUCGGACCCCCAAACGUCAGAUUACGACCCAGAACGGGAAACACGUCUGUGAUGUAGCACACACAUGCACUAAAUGCACACGUAUGCCCGUGCAGGGAGCAACAGGGUUGUCAGCCAGCGUAGUGACUUUCAUCUUUCUACUGGAGCCAUGUAAAUGUUGUGAAAUUUGUUGUUUUGAUAUAGUAGAUUUAUUUCUUGAAUGUACACGUUUUUCAAAAAAAAAGAAAAGAAUGUCUUUAAAACUAACUAACGUGUUCGGUUAAGAUACAAACGUAUCAUAACUACAGACACCAUCGCUGGAUUUGCUGUCAUGAUGAGUGCAGGCCCUGAGAAUGACAGGAUUAUACAUCAGUCGUAACUUUCUCCAAUGCCAUACACACUGAUAGAUGCCUGAAGCAGUUGACCAAGACACUGUGUGCUUAUUAUAGCGAGGCCUUGCCGCACGAGCUACAGGUUGACUAUGUUGGGGAAAAUUCACAAGGUCGUCGGCAUCGUUCGCUCAACAUUGAUUGAGAAACGGCGCUUCUCCAUUUCACCUGAUAAUUCUUUUCCCAUUUAAGGAAAAGCGUGAGAAACGGUCGAGCGGUACUGUGGGUUCUGGUGUGUGACGUCAUGGAUGUGUAAGUAAUUCAUGAUUGAUGUUGUACAUUGUGUGUGUAUAUCACUGUGAGACACUGCGUGUUGUGUGUGCGAUCGGGUGCAUUCCUGUGCCAAAAAAGUGCAAGAAAGAAAAGUCAACGUGGUCUAUUCUCAGGUUGUUCAUUAUUGUUCCUGAAAUUUGCAAAUAAUUAUUCUUUUAUAUAUUUGUAUAAAAUCAUUGUAUGGUCUUGGCUGGUGGAAACUUUCCUUUUUCUUUGGCACUAAAGGUCGGCUUUACUGGUAAAGUUUACCAGAAACUACCAAGGAAAGGAUUUUUAUAUGCGAACUGAAAAAGUGGCAUUUAUUACUUGCUUUUAUGUUAGACAGUACAUAAUUUUAUUUGCUCAUAUGUUUUUGUAUACUUACCGUAAGUGAUAUCCUGAUGUGUAAAGAAAUGCAUUUAAGUGAAAGGUUAGAUACGUUCUUAUGAAAAUAAAAUAAUUUACUACAAACGCUUAAUAUUUUAAGAAAAAUCCACAAUUUAAUGGCAGCAGUAUAAUUUUUCAUUUUAACUCUUUCGCCGCCAUUGACGAGAUAUCUCGUCAAUCAAGAGAAAACGCUUCCCUGCCAAUGACGAGUAUUUCCGGCUUUCCGCAAUACCGCUAUUAUCCACCAGGUGGCGCCCUUCCGCAACUUUUUAAACCCGGAAGUAUUGCCCUAUGGCAAGCGGCUGCAUGUCUGUGUCUGUUUUAAAGAUCGCUCUGAAUGGGAUCUCUAUGAAAAGUCCGUCACAAAAAUGGAAUUAUCUCUGCUUUUUGCUCAAAAUGUGGUGUUUUUGCAGAAACCUACCCAUAUUCAAAAGCUGAUUACAAAAGAACUACUGAAGGUAGGAUGAAACUUUUUUUUUUUUUUAAAGCAGAGGGUCUGUUCUUUCAUUUGGUAUAUUGUAUGUUUAUAUAUUUAAAGAAGAACAUUUUCUGCAAGGCAUUAAACUUUUGUCAAAAUCAUGAAAAACGCUGGCGCUGGCUGGCAACUUUUUU